UUGCAAACGUCAGUGGCAAAUGUGACGUUCUUUGUAUGUUUUAUACCCAGCGAUUUUGCAAGGCUUCAAGAUAAAUACAAAUGGAUGCUAGAGAGUUAUGUUUUGGAUUUCUUUACCGAGAAUAUUUGGCAGAAACUUCCUUCGAAAUGGCCGGAUGUUUUGUUUUCGUUAGGGCCUCAAGAAAUAUCAUAUUUCUUCUUCGAAAUGUACUCUCUUUCGCAAUCAACGGAUGAUAAUGUUCAAGCGAAAUUAAGACAAGUAUGGCCAUUGGAGUUGUUGUCCUUUAUCGCUGCUUGUCAUGCUUUAAGACUCGAUAAUCAACCUUGGUUGACGAAGCUGAAGGAUUUGGAUAAAAAAUAUGAAAGGACGACGAGCAACAAUGGAAAAAUGUCAACCGCUCGUGUCGUGAUGUUGCCAUGGAAGCAUUUGAGCAAGGAUUUGAAUCAAGGAAGACGUCACGAGGUCGAACAAACAGAGAAUGUUGUCAGUUUUACUGCACAAAACAUGGCUAUAGGUCAUCCAUUGCGAUGUUACGUGAAGAGAAAGAAACAAUACGAAAUUGAUAUUCUGUCAAAGUUAAUAUUCGAAGUUGCGAAAAAACUUCAAUGUUGGGAUAUUGUGGAUGUUGGAGCGGGCUUGGGUCAUCUUUCUCGUACGUUAAACUACGAGUAUGGCUUACGAGUGUUGACGAUCGAAGGCGAAGGUUGUCAUCGGAAACAGGCGGAGAAAAUUGACGAAAAAGUUCGAUCGAAGUUCAAGAAACAUGAUAAAGGUUCGCAGGACGAGCAAGGAUUGGGGAGGAAUUUGAUUCACAUUACACGUUAUAUCGAUUCGGACAUUACCGUAGAAGAAUUUUCGAACGUUGUUUUGGAAGCAUUCUCGAAGAUGGAAAAUUCUGAAGGAUUUGAGAAGACUAAACAACGUUUUAUAAUAGUCGGUCUUCAUACUUGUGGUGAUCUUGCUGCGACAUUACUACGAGUUUACACACAUUGUUCCAAUGCCGUUGCCAUCAUUUCUGUCGGUUGUUGUUAUAUGAAACUCACUCAUGAAAAUCUAAACUCCGAUCAAAAUAAGAAGAUCCUCACAAGGAAAGAAAACUCGUCGAACGAAAAUGAGGCAUCUCUAUCAGCGAGAGCAAACACGAACGCAAGCGAAGGUUUUGAAAUCAAGUUCCAAGAAAAUAGAAAUAUAUCUUCAUUCCAAUCAUCGGAGAACAAGAAUGAAAUGAAAAACUCAGCGUGUAGAAUGGAUGAAAUGAAAAACUCAGCGUGUAGAAUGGAUUCAAAGAAACCUGCAGAUCAGAUAAACUGUUUUACUAAGCGAGAAAUGAUUUUGGGUUACCCAUUGAGCGAGUACGUUCGCCGUUCGUCAAAACAUCGAAUGGUUUAUAAUGCAUUUGAAUGUGCCUGUCAUGCCGUUGAAAGAUAUCAAAAGAAACUGCAAGAUCGCUCACCAACGCUAAAAUUGCAUUAUUACAGAGCAAUGUUAGAAAUGCUCCUUAAACAGAAGGAUCCAGGCUCUGAAAGAAGACAAAUACGAACUCUACGAACUAAGAAAGCUGCAAAAAUGUCUUUGAGCGAAUACGUUCAUAAUGCCUGUGCUACCUUAAAAAUACAAGACAUACCUACCCAUCAAGAUAUUUUAAAGAUUACAGCAAUUCACGAAAACAAGGAGUUUCACGUUGUCGUAUUUUAUGUUUUGAGACUUCUGAUGGCACCUCUUGUUGAAGGAUUGCUUCUUGUUGAUCGAUUAAUGUUUAUCGAAGAAAAUUGUUUUGAUAGCACUUGCAGGAUUACAAAGUUAUUUGAUCCCAGAAUAUCGCCGAGAAACUUUGCUCUCUUAUCACAAAAACAGAUCUCAGGAUUGACGAAGAACUGAAAGAAAUAUAUUUAACAUUGAUGGAUAGACUCUCAUCGUACGUUUUUUAACGCGAUAGUUGACCUUGGAACGAAGUAUGUAUUUGGAAAGCUGCUUAACAUUCGAAUAUCUCCGUUCAAAAUUCCUUAAAAAAUAUUGAUGGUCACGUGAUUGCCUUAAGACAUUGAAGGCGUCGUUUAACAUAUAGACUCCUGGGGAAUAUCGUUCAAGCUUACCCAGUCAAAAUUCCCUUCCCUUCUCCAGUGUAUGAUCUGCAUUGACGAUGCCAUUGUAGAUAAAUUCUAUGAGAUCUAUGGCUUCAUGUACCAUCUUAAUGAUUAUAAUUUUCUAAUACAUAUUUGUUUAGUUAAA
Molecule: messenger RNA, 2229 nt
Organism: Xenia sp. Carnegie-2017
Lineage: Eukaryota; Metazoa; Cnidaria; Anthozoa; Malacalcyonacea; Xeniidae
Product: methyltransferase-like protein 25B
Source: RefSeq, a predicted model, not a curated record